Molecule: messenger RNA, 667 nt
Organism: Drosophila innubila
Lineage: Eukaryota; Metazoa; Arthropoda; Insecta; Diptera; Drosophilidae
Product: U3 small nucleolar ribonucleoprotein protein IMP3
Exons: 3
Coding region: 57-602 (181 amino acids)
Biological process (GO): rRNA processing
Cellular component (GO): Mpp10 complex; small ribosomal subunit; small-subunit processome
Molecular function (GO): rRNA binding; structural constituent of ribosome; snoRNA binding
Source: RefSeq, a predicted model, not a curated record
CCAACACUCACAUAACAAAGCACACGUGCAAGCAGCGGUAGAAAACAAACACAAAAAUGGUGCGAAAACUUAAAUUUCAUGAGCAAAAAUUGCUUAAAAAGGUCGAUUUCAUUACUUGGAAAGUCGACAACAGCGGCAAGGAGAAUAAAAUCUUACGUCGCUAUCACAUACAAAAGCGUGAGGAUUACACAAAAUACAAUAAACUAUCGCGUGAAAUUAGAGAACUCACUGAAAAAAUAGCCAGACUCGAUGCGUCAGAUCCAUUCAAAGCGGAGGCAACCGAUAUGCUUAUGCACAAACUGCAUGCGAUGGGAGUUGCCAACGAUCAUCUUACCCUGGAAAGCGCCAGCAGGACAUCGGCCAGUCACUUUUGUCGGCGUCGUUUGCCCGUGGUAAUGGUCAAACUGAGAAUGUCCGAAACACUGAAACAUGCCACAGACCUAAUUGAACAGGGUCACGUCCGAGUGGGCCCUGAAAUGGUUAAAGAUCCCGCGUUUCUUGUCUCUCGCAACUUAGAAGAUUUUGUCACGUGGGUCGAUGGAUCCAAGAUAAAGGAGCAUGUACUGCGAUAUAAUGACUUGCGCGAUGAUUUCCAAAUGUAAAAUCUAAAUUUAUCUAAUUUAACUUCACUUACAUAAGUACAAUAAAAUAUCGAAGCAACCUUAAA